Messenger RNA from Rhea pennata, 7787 nucleotides. RefSeq names its product zinc finger protein 341 (gene ZNF341). Gene Ontology annotation, biological process: regulation of transcription by RNA polymerase II. The record is from RefSeq and is a predicted model, not a curated record. The coding region runs from base 26 to 2548 and encodes 840 amino acids. The transcript has 15 exons. Gene Ontology annotation, molecular function: RNA polymerase II cis-regulatory region sequence-specific DNA binding; DNA-binding transcription repressor activity, RNA polymerase II-specific. Gene Ontology annotation, cellular component: nucleus; nucleoplasm. NCBI's taxonomy places the organism in Eukaryota, Metazoa, Chordata, Aves, Rheiformes, Rheidae.
GGGUCGCGGCCGCCCCGGCUCCAAGAUGGCGCAGGCGAUCUUCGAGGCGCUGGAAGGCAUGGAUAAUCAGACGGUGCUGGCUGUGCAGUCCUUACUGGACGGUCAAGGAGGGGUAACUGAUCCAUCCGCUCAAAAUGUCACCUCAUCCGCCACCAUCCAGUCAAUGGAUGAUGAAGAUGUGUUCCUGUGUGGGAAGUGUAAGAAGCAGUUCAACUCACUGCCUGCCUUCAUGACCCACAAGAGAGAGCAGUGCCAGGGAAACACCCCUUCCCUCUCCACCGUCUCCCUGGCCACCAACAGCGUGUACACCCCAUCCAUCACAUCAGUGCAGCAAGCUCCAAGCGCCAGCCGGCAGCAAAUAUCUACAUACAUCACAGUUCCCCCGUCUCCUUUGAUUCAGACCCUUGUGCAGGGGAACAUCUUAGUUAGUGAUGAGGUGCUGAUGUCGGCCAUGUCUGCUUUUACAUCCUUGGACCAGCCGAUGCCGGCGGUGCAGCCCCCGGUGCAGAGCAGCUUGAGUAUGCACGCUGGAGCUGGCUAUCUCUCCCAGCCACCUCCACCUCCGCCGCCCCCGCCGCCACCCCCUCCUCAGCCACCGCCGCCUCCCCCACCCAGCCUGGGGCCUCCGGGGCAGUCCAGCACCGGCAGCGGUGGUGUGGUCGAAGUGUACAGCGCAUCUGCUCCGAUGGCAGCAAACAGCACGGUGGAGAUUCAGACGCUGGGGAUGCAGCCCUAUCCGCCCAUAGAGGUACCGAGCCAGUGUGUGGAAAGUCCUGUUUAUCCCUCUCCUCCUGUGUACAGCCCUGGGAAGCAGGGAUUCAAAUCUAAGAGCACCAGCACUCCUGCACCCUUGACCGGUGCAGGAGGAAGCAAUAUGGUUGGCUUUGAUUCUGCCUCUGCUGCGAAAAGCAGGCGUUCCAAAACAGAGAGCAGUCUGCAUGAAGGGAAACCCAAGUCUCCCAAGCUGAAAUGCACUUACUGCGACAAGGCCUUUACCAAGAACUUCGACCUGCAGCAGCACAUCAGAAGUCACACAGGUGAGAAGCCGUUCCAGUGCAUUGUGUGCGGCCGAGCCUUUGCCCAGAAGUCCAAUGUGAAGAAGCAUAUGCAGACCCAUAAAGUGUGGCCUCCAGGGCUGGGGUGCACCAUCUCCCGCAACUCCAUCACGGUGCAGGUCAUGGCCUUGAACCCAAACCAACCGGAGGAUGAGGAGAAUGCAGGUUUGACUCAGCCCUCAAGGAACCCUGUGCAACCGCCCCAAGACAUAGCCCCCAUGGAGGAGAGUGAGGCGGGCAAACCAGAAGCCAAGCAGGUUGUCUUGAUCGAUAGCUCUUACCAGUGCCAGUUCUGCCCCAACAAAUUCAACACCUACUUCCAGCUCAAAUCACACAUGACACAGCACAAGAACGAGCAGGUGUACAAGUGUGUGGUGAAAAGCUGCGCUCAGACCUUCCAGAAGCUGGAGUCCUUCCUUGAGCACAUCAAGAGCCACCAGGAGGAGCUGAGUUAUCGUUGCCACCUCUGCAGCAAGGACUUCCCCUCCCUGUACGAUCUGGGUGUCCACCAGUACUCCCACAGCCUGCUGCCCCAGCACAGCCCCAAGAAGGAUGUGGCCGUGUACAAAUGUGUGAAGUGUGUAAAUAAGUACUCCACCCCGGAAGCCCUGGAGCACCAUCUGCAGACAGCAACGCACAACUUUCCCUGCCCUCAUUGCCAGAAGGUGUUCCCCUGUGAGAGGUAUCUGCGCCGACACAUCCCCACGCACGGCGGGGGCAGCAAAUUCAAGUGCCAGAUCUGCAAGAAGUUCUUUCGCCGGGAGCACUACCUCAAGCUGCACGCCCACAUCCACUCUGGAGAGAAGCCUUUUAAGUGCUCAGUGUGUGAUGCAGCCUUCAAUCGGAAAGAUAAACUCAAGCGGCAUAUGCUGAUUCAUGAGCCUUUCAAGAAGUAUAAAUGUCCCUUCUCAAGCCACACAGGCUGCAAUAAAGAGUUUAACAGGCCUGACAAGCUGAAGGCUCACAUAUUAUCCCAUUCAGGGAUGAAGAUCCACAAGUGCCAGUACUGUAACAAGUCCUUCAGCCGACGAGCACACAUGAUGGAACAUCAGCGCUCGCACACCGGCAACUACAAAUACCGCUGCCCCACCUGCAGCAAAGGCUUCACGCGCCAUAAGUAUAUGAAGGACCACAAGUGCCGGCUGGGCUCACCCAAGGACAAAGACCUGCAGCUCAGGAAGCCCCAGAAGAAACGGGUGGCGCGGGGGCGCAAGGCGGGCUUUUCCCUCCCCAGUCAGCUGGCCCUGGCAGAGCUGAAAGACAGUGCCACUGGGGAAAACUCCCGAGAGGGUGGCCUGAGCAAAGAACAGUUCCAGGAGUCUGAUGCCGUCCUGUCCAUCGUGGUGGGGGGAUCAGGAGCUGCUGAAUCGGACCUUGUUCCCGGGCAGCCCAGCAGCAUCGCAUCCAAUUUGGCCCUGGCAGAGUUGCAGACUGCCUCGGAUGGCCCCUGCACCAUGCUGGCUGUCCCUGUUUACAUCCAAACAACUGAGUGAUGAUGCGCAGGGCCACUGUGUGGCUGGGGCCUGCGGCUGCUGGGGUGUCAGACUCUGUGCUGGAAAUUGUCACAGUGAAAAAGACCAAAGCUCUUGUGGGAAGGUAGAUGGAUAUGAGAGAGAGUGGCUUUCGUUUCCACUUGUCUUCCCUUCCUAGGGCAAAGGACUACUUGUAAGGCACUGAUGGCUAGAAGUCGCUGAAGGGAAUAGCUGCGUAUUAUCUUGUCCUUUUACGUCACUGGUCAGCCUAGGGCAAGAAGGACUAAGAUCCCUGAAUCAGGGUGAGAAGAAGGAGUGUACAGCCUCACAGCAGACAGAGCUGCUGAAACCAGAUGGCUUUGCAAAUCACAGCCUGUCCCAUCUGUGGUUUUUCUGGCUUAAAAUCUGUAUUGCCCAGUAUUUGGGUGGCCUUUCCGAGAGCAAACAAAUGAUCCUUCCUAGUGGAAGCAAGUUCAUCCUGAGAUCCUUUGGGAACACUGUUCAGAAAUACCCUGAAUGACAUGUCUGGUAUCUUUCUCUUCUCUGUCUCUAUCAGUAGAAAGAUUGCCUUGUCUGUACUACCUGUGUUAUAAACACCGUGGACCUGAAGUGCUGUGUGGUGUCGGUGGGUGGGAGCAGCUAUGUGUUGUGGUGGUGGUGCCAGGUCUGAGUGCACGUCUGUGUUGGCUCUUCUGUCUGCUUGAUGUUCUCACCAUAGUGUUUGCUCUUUUCAUGGUUUUUCUUCAUAUUCAAGGAUCUCGAAGUGCCUUAACCAAGGAGUUAAUUCUCAUAAGCGGUAAAUGUGACAACUUUCUUGACACCUCCUCUGUACAGCAGCAAAACUAAGGUGUGGAGGUGAUCUUUCCUGGGUCACACAGGAGACUUGGGAUAUACCCAGGAAGCAUUUUUCUAACAUUAGUGCUGCAGGGUAUUUCUGUACAUGUUCUCUUCUCUGUUAGCUGCUUCCCAGCCUGCAGAUUUCCUGAGCUCAGUUUUAUGGGCCAGUUAUUAGGGUUUCAGUGGACCACUGGCAAGUGGGCAGUCAGUGUAGUCAGGAAGCAGGAAAGCCCUGUGUCGUGGGGACAGUUUCUAUUGUCCACUCAGCUUCUGAUCCGUGAUUUCCUAAGCAGGAGUCUGUCCCUGUUCCUUUUCUCUGGGCUCCAAGUAGUGUCUUGUUUUGGCAACUUAUUUUCCCUCUGAUGUUUUUCCAGAAUGAGAAGAGGUGAAGAAGCAGUGCCAGCAAUCUUGCCCGUACGGUGAGGACUGUGCAAGGGAAAGGCACAGGACAGCUCUCCUCCCUGCUUACAUCCAGUUCAAGCUCAGUCGUUGACACUUGAUCAGUGGGGGUGCUGAUGGUCUAUCACCCCAAGAGACCACAGGAGAAGUCAUCUGCUCCAUCUCCUUGUGCCAAAGAUGCCUAUUCCCCCAUGCUUUAAGGGAGCUUUUCCUAACUCUUUGCAGUCCUUUCUCACUGAAGCUUUCUGUGAUCCCUCCCUGGCUCGGGAGGUCUCGGCACACGGGUAUGUUGAACCCGGGCACCUACAGGAGAGAACUGAAAAAUACCAUUGUGUAAUGCUGGUAAAGGAGCUACUCUGGCAGGUCUGGGGCCCAAGGUGGUAGGAUAGCUGUCGAGUGUGCUGCUCCCUUCUGUGCUGGCCUCCUGGGCUCCUUCUUCCUUCCUGCUCUGCUCUCAGCCUCCGGGUUUAUUUUGCCAGGAGAGGGUCUCAGUUGCUGGGAAAGGGGAUUCGGCCAGGCUGGAGAACACUGCUGCUGCCUCCAGCUCCAGCCAAGACACAGUUUCCUUGGGCUUUGCUUUCCACUGCUUUCUUCCCACUUCACAUAUGGAUCAGCUGAGCUUACCUUUCCUGGGAGCUUUUGUGUGAUAAUCUACUGAGUUGCCUGGAGAUUCAAUAAGCCUCAUUGCAGUCAUUUUCUUCUGUGGCAGCGUGAGGCAAGAGUUUGGGCUGGUCAGUUCUGAGUACUGAAGCCUGGGCCAUGGAUUCCCAUCUUGCUGUCACACUUGGGGAGCUGUGUGUGUGUGUCUGGCAGCUGGAGCAGUCAGCACAGCACUGCUGCAGUGACUAGUCUCACCCUGAUGCCUGUCCACAAGCUCCAGCCCAUCCCUUAUCCUCAAAGCGCUCUUCCUGCAUCUUUGCAGUGCGUUUUGCUCAAAUCUAGUAGUAGCAGUUUGCAGGGACACAGGAUGCUGGUGUCUUGUGCAUCAUGGACAUAUGCCUCCUGAUGGUAUGUUCUUCUAGACUCCAUCCAGCCUAAUGAUAAGUUAUGGUCCUAAGACCACUGUCACCCCCAGAAGGUGAUCACACAAUCCUUGUCAGGAUGGUUCCUGUCACCAAAUUUCUGUGCUCAGUUCCAUCCUCUUAACCUCUCCUAACUCACUUUUUCUUUGUUUCACUGUUUUGCGAUGUUUCUGUACUUAAAGGGAUUGGUAUUUAUUAGGAAAUGGAGCACAGGACUUGGCGGGGAGGAAAGGCUGAGAGAGCUGAGUUUGUUCAGUCUUCAGAAGUAAAGAGGAGGCCUUAUUGUCUAACCAGCAAUGGGAGACUGCAGAGAAGAUAGAGCCAGGUUCUUCUCAGAGGUGCACAGGGACAGGACAGGAGGCAAUGGAUUGGAACGUGGGAAAUUCUGACUCAAUGUAAAAAACUGAAAAGGCUCUGCCAAGAGGGUGGUGAAACAUUGUAAUGAGAGCACAGAAAGGCUGUGAGAUCUCCAUCCUUGAUGAUACUCAUAAUUCAACAAGAACAUCCUGCUCUGACUGGACCUGCAUGGAGAUUUCCAGACAGCCCUUCCUACCUGUGUGUUUCUGUGAAAUUUCUUGUCUGCUUUGAAGAGGAGUUUAUUUUCACAUAAUGUUGUUUUAAGUACUUGGCCCUCAUGGGAGGAGAACAGUCACAAGGAAAUGGUUUGCUAAAUAUACUUUUUCUGUUUUCCUGUCCUCUAUACCCAUACUGUACAGUGCCAUUAUGUGGCCUCUGUGCUUACUGCAGCAUUGCAGUCAGAUCUAUUUUGAGAUGUUGGUGUGUGGGUAGAGUGCUCCUUCAGCCAGGAGAAAAGGUCUGGAGGCAUUCCCUUCCUUUCUGGCUUUGCUUUCCACCAGUCUUGAUCACAGGACAGCCAGUCUAAGUGAGAUGCUGAAAACUGUUUUUUUGCUGGCUACCCUGAACGCAAUUAAGAGUUGGAAGCAGAGCUUGGCAUGUGACUUUGGGAGGUGGGGGCUGAGAGUUGCUGCACUAUUUGCCUGAUGGGUGUUUAUGUGUGUAGUGCUGUUUCACCCAAACACUAGCACUGAGUUUUACCUUGACCAUAAUGAUUGUUUUCUUUAAAGUAAACUUCAAAGUGACUGCACAUAAGAUUAUAAAGUCAUAGAUCAGAAGGGAAACUGGGCUGGUUGAUGGCACAGCUCUUGCUUUGGGAAGCUCUGUGGAUGAGCAUCUCAUGUAUGUCUGCUGGAUGCUCCAACCCCAUGGGAUUGUGGAGGGAAGGGGAAGUGACUGCCUGCAAGAGUGGCAGAUGCUGUUCCCCAUGUUUUCCAGCUGAGCUAGCUGCACAGGAGCAACAGUGCACCUGGCAGCUGGCUCCACAGCUGCUUCCAGGUCUUGGCAGUCCCUACAGGCCUGGGCAGAUACUACUAGAGCCUUAUUGCCCUUUUGGUAAAAAGGUUAAAAAAAAAGGAGUUAUUCAAAAAGCAAAACAAAAUCCUUUUAUGUAGCCAUGCUGCCUGGAGUUUAUAUUUUGAUAUGGAGGAAAGUCUUGUGGGAAAGAGAAUUUAAUUAGAAAAAAUACACGUUAUCACUGAGACAUCACGAGCUAUAUGCUGUACUCAGUGCUAUUCUCUAUGCAGCUAACAGUUGUGUGUGGAACGUGGCUCAUCACAGCAGGCCAGGAGCUUCUGAAAUCCUCUUUCUUCCUUGUUGUCCCAGUCUUGUCCAGCUAUUUAAACUCAUCUGAAAAUGUAACUUCAUUAGAGUCAAUUCAGAUGCACAUAAGCUGUACUGUCGAUUCUUUGCUGGCCAAAAUGGGUAAUACCCCUCUCACAAGCAUAACAUACCUGUAAUCACCACACAGAUACUGUUAUUUUGCUGUGUAGUGUGUCAUCCACAAGGCACUAAAGGCAAAGAGUUAAUUCUACCUAGGAAUCAGGUUUUUGCUUCCUUUAAUGUGGAGCCUUGCCACUGUUUAACAGUGCACUGCAGUGCAGGCUGGAGUGCAUCCUGGGCAGCUUUAAGGUGCUGUUGCUCCCCAUGUUGAGAAGGGUGUUGCACACACUGUGCACUCAGCACUGACUUUGGCCUAGCACUAUUCUGCAAGAUCGGUUCAAUCCUGCCUCUCACACACAAUCAUUACCUUUACAGACCCAGUGUCAGAAGCAUCUCAGCAUUUUCUGGAAAUUUCCUGCAGCACCCCUGGGCCACACCUAUGCCCUGGAUGAAGCGGCAGCAUUUAUGUAAGAUCUGGAUCUGAUACUAGAUGAGAACAAAGGUCCAUGGUGCCCAGUGUCGGCUUUCUGAUAGCAGAUGCUUAUGUGAGAGUAAGGAAAGAACAGGUAAAACACAACUACCCUUUGUACUCUUCCAGUCAGUAAUGUCAGUUUGGGGGCUUUUCUGACCUCGGAGAGUGGUUUCUGUAAGCCUCAGUGGACUUUUCCUCUGUGUAUUUUUCUUCUGUAGUUUCUUUUUUAUCUAAUACGACAAAGUUAACAAGACAAAACAGGGCAGGAUCUGGUUAGAAAGUUUUGUUGCUAAACUCCUGUAGACUGGUGAUUUGUCUCUUUUCACUCCUGUUCUGCAGGUUCCAGGCUUGCGUAGGAGGUUCUUACACUGUUCAUUGCACUACAAAUUCAAAUAUACCGUGUCCAAACCUCCCUAGGGCAGCCAGUUUGUAACAGUCUAGUGUGGAGUUUCUAGUUUAAACAUACCCACUGCUGAUUUUCUCCAGCCUCCAGUUUUGAUAUCUAAGCAGAGGACAGUGAUGGAUGAUGAAAUGCUGGUGCUCUAGAAACUUUUACGUAUGUUCAAUAACAGCAGAAAAUAGGCCAAGUGCACUCAACGAUGUGUGAAUGAAAGGCUUGAAUUAGCAAUAAAGGAAGGGGGAGGGGUGAUACAACUGGGAAUUUUCUAAGUAUGUCAGUGGAUUUUUUUUACAGUAUGUGCUGUUGCUAUAGCCACUACUUGUCUGAGGAGUUCCUUUGCAUUUCUCUGAAGAUAUACCACAAGAAGAGCAUUAAAAGUAUUGCUGUAAAAAA